Molecule: messenger RNA, 1032 nt
Organism: Miscanthus lutarioriparius
Lineage: Eukaryota; Viridiplantae; Streptophyta; Magnoliopsida; Poales; Poaceae
Source: the annotation of a GenBank genome assembly
AUGGCCAGCGCCGGCACGUCGUGCAGCGUCCGCCUCGAGGGAGACAACGACGCCGUACUCGAGACGGUGGCGAGGAUCGGCGGCAAACUAGCGAGCGAGGAAGGCGGCGAGGCGGUGGUGGUCGAGUCGCUUCGCGAGCUGCAGGACGUGCACAUGACCUUCGAGGCGCUGGAGGCCACCAAGAUCGGCCACGCCGUCAACGCCCUGAGGAAGAGCGCGCCGUCGGAGGAGGCGCGCCAGCUCGCCGCCGCGCUCUACAAGGGAUGGAAGGCUCUGGCCAACGAGCGCCAAAAGGCUGAUAAGGGCAUCGAGAAGGCUCCCUCGACGCCACCGCCGCCGCCGCCGGUCAACACGAAGCAGUCAGCUCGGCCCGAGGGCGAACUCGAGACGAUAGCCCCGACAAGUGUCGUCGUCGAGGCGGCACCGGAGGCGAAGCUCCACCUCCACGAGGGGUUUGACAGCGCGGCAAUCCUCAGGAAGCCGAAGAGCUUACGGGUGAUCAACACCAACGCGCCGAGGAAGACAGAGCAUCGCCGCGUGAUGGUUGUCCGUCGUACGGCGGCUGCCCGGGAGCCCGCGCUGGCGUCGAACGAAGCAAGGCGAAACGGCGGAGGCUCCAAAUCCAACCAGCAAGCCUACUGCCCGGCGACGGCGAGCAACCUGGGUACCAAUGCUGCAGCUAAGCGUGUCUCGCCAACUGGCGCUGCGGCUGCACCCUUGACGACCGCUAAACUGCCGACUGCACCGCCGAAGCCCGUCGGUUCGUCGGGCGCUUGCAAGAGCAAAGUAGAGGUCCCCGCGGUUUUCGACGAGGCGAGGCUGGCAAGGGCCAGGAUAAGGCUCCACGAGGGGUACAAGGAGGCCUCCGCAGUCAAGGAGAAGAGGAAGAUCAAGGAGGUCAUGGUCAUUGCCGCACCGGGGAAGGCGAGGCAGCGUCCUGCUCACAAUGUACGGUGCACGGCUGCCCACCGGACAUGGACAAGGAAGCAAGCUCCGGUGCCUUGUCCGCCCAGGAUGCCCAGGGCUUUUUGA